CAAAAGCGACCAAGUGUGCACACUAACUCCGAGGAUUCAUAACAUCAACUUGUGUGUGUCUAAAAGGAAUCUCAUGUCAUGCGGCGAUAUAUGGGAAUGACGAUGGAGAGCAUGGGGGAACUCCACGAUCAAACGCUGACAGACUCUGGCGUCGGGUCCCCUGCCGGCAGUCACGACCUGAUGAGCCCAGAUCUGUCUCCUUCGAUCUCGAGGAACGGAGGACUUGCCGUCAGUGUUGCAAGCAUGAUCGACAGUCACGAAUUCAGAUCACAAAUGCCGGAAUCAGCUACUUACCAGACUCUGAACACUGUUAACGGCCGCAUGAGCCCGAAUUACAACAAUAGCUACGCCACCCUCACACCUCUACAGCCACUACCACCGAUAUCUACUGUGUCAGAUAAAUUUUCACGGGAAGCACAUACACCAAGCGUAAGUGGAAGUUUUACUCUCAUGCAGAACAAUGGUUAUGGAAUUGACAUGAACGGUUACCGUUCUGACAAACCGCUGAGCAUGUCCAGUAUGAAUAUGGGGCCAUCACUGGGAGCCUCCAGUCCCAUGUCCAUGGCCAUGAUGAACACUUCUGGAUUCCCAAAUUAUGGUAUACAAGAACCAUACCAAGCUCAGUAUGCCAAACCUGAACCACGAAUGUCAAUGUCCCCCAAUGGGUAUGACCCCUACACAGGCUUGCCUCACCAGAUAGGGAGACUGCAAUCUCCUAGCCCAAUGAUCAAUGGUCUACAUUCAACACACUCUCCCCAUGGGCUAUCUGUAAUGAAGGAACGCUCGGGUCUUGAUUCCAAAUCAUCGAAUAGUCAAGAAUUAGAAGAGAUCAACACAAAAGAGCUAGCCCAAAGAAUCAGCAGUGAAUUAAAGCGAUACAGCAUACCUCAGGCAGUGUUCGCACAGCGGGUUCUAUGUCGUAGUCAGGGGACUCUGAGUGACCUCCUUCGCAAUCCCAAGCCCUGGAGCAAGCUGAAGUCAGGGCGGGAAACCUUUCGGCGCAUGUGGAAGUGGCUUCAAGAACCCGAAUUUCAACGCAUGUCAGCACUGCGAUUGGCAGGUGGGUUGUGCCCCAUGAUUGAAAAUGAUGAUCACGACUCUGAGUCUUCAUCAAAAGACAGCAAACCCAAAAGAAGCACCGCAUGCAAGAGAAAAGAAGCAGAACAAGUGAGUCCUCCUGAGGACAGUAGAGCACCCAAGAAGCCACGUUUGGUAUUUACAGAUAUUCAACGACGCACACUGCAUGCAAUAUUCAAAGAGACUAAACGACCAUCCAAGGAGAUGCAAGCCACCAUAGCACAGCAACUGGGUUUAGAGGUCACCACAGUAGCCAAUUUCUUUAUGAACGCACGGAGGCGGUCUCUGGACAAGUGGAAAGACGAGGAAGGAAAUAGCCAACGUAGUUCAGCUGCACCUGCUGGCAGCAAGUGACUAGACGUGGACCUUGACUUUGACUAGUGAUUACGAUGUGGUCUUUAAUUAUAUUUCCAUAGAGGUAUCAUAUCUCACUGCCAAAUGCAGCAAAUGAGGCUACAUAUGUGUACUAAAGUUGGCAGAUAUGUGGUCCAUAUUUAUAUAUUUAUUUGUCACAAGAAACUUGUGAUCAGGGAUUCUUUUUGAUUAAUCCCACAAGAACCCAACUUACUUUCAUCAUUAUCUCUCUAAUUCCUUAGAUACUGAAAGCCUUUUGGCAACUUGUAUUCAUUCAUUCCAACCUGCAGCAUUUUAUCUCAAACAAUUCCAUUUAGUUUCCAAUAGAAAUAUCUCUAAAGUUAAGAACACUGGGGUCUAGUAUGUCCAUUGCACAUAGUGGUCAUUCCAGCUACUGGACAUACAGACAGUUUUGUUAGUAUUAAUGUUUAUUUUUGUUACAUUCCAUCCAUAACUUAUUUUCUAUUUUGGCAUUUUUGUCAAGCUAUAUAAGUCAAUCAGUUGAUUUUAUUUUUAUGUUCCCAGAUAUGUUUUUUAUGGACUCAAAGUCUCUUAGAUGAUUUGGUAUAAUUUAUGCAAUACUGAUAAUCAUAUUUGAAUAACUUAACUCUGAGGAACAAACUUAAAUUAUUGCCCAAUACCCUUCAGGUCUAAGACCUGCUAUUUAUUAUUACUGUUAAGAAUUAUUUUACUUUUUAUCUGCCAGCAAUGAAAGUUUGGGAUUUCUCCCAUUUCAACUCUUGUAUGAGACACAUACACACUGCUUUGAAAAAAAAAACACAUUGGUAUAGUCAGAGAGCACUUAGAUUUUUACAUUUUUAUAGCAUUUGUAUAAAUGGUUGUUCACUUUCUGUUGUGAAACUUGCAUAAUGACUACUUAACAUUUUAGCUGUAGAUAUGUAUCUGUGCUACAUUUGAAGUAGCAUAUGGUAAAUAUAGAUCACUGUAUCAAUCUUUCUGCACUGUUUGCAUAAGAAUGUCCCUCCAAUUUUAAACAGUGUAUGAAAAAAUGAAAGGGGAGAGAAGGAAAUGUGCAAUAUUAAACAAUACACAAUAGAUCAUAGUCAAUAUAGUAUGUGGUUUACAUACCCUAGAUUUCUGUACUGUGAUUGGUCAAAAUUAGUCCAUCUUCCUUCCAUACAUUGCUUGCAGUGGCAGAUUCUUGUACAAAGUGUUUGAUGGAGAACUUCCUGGCUGGAGCUAGAACCAUUGUUAUGUAUAUUAAUCAGUAUCAUUGUUGCAUUUAUAUUGUGUGUUAUAUUUGUGUCUUAUAAAGUGUGUGCUGAUGUUUCUUUUUAAAAAUGACACUGACUUGCAGCUGUUAAUCUGCCUGUAGACAACAUUUUAUAUUUAGUUUUGUUUUCCAGUUUGUAUUUAUUGUUAGAUGUGAGAACAAUCAGUUUCUUUUAUUAAAUAAGAGUAUUAAUAACUUACACCACAGGAGUGGUAGCUCCAUGAGUCACCAAAGAUUUUCCCUGAAGUAGGCAGGAGACUAUUUCAAAGUUCCACUAUAUCACGUCAACAUCUAAACACUAAUUUCUUCGAGCAAUCUAGUCAGAGAAAUAUGUGCAGGGCUGCUCAUUUAUUUAUUUUUGUCUUGCUGGAGAUUUAGGAGGCACACUUUACUUGACAAUAGCUUUUGUCACUAUGCCAUACCCUUGGGUGGUUGUGCUAGAGUCAUUAAUUGUUGGAUGAAACUCCCAAGUCAAGAGGUUCAUGAAGUACACAAGGAAUAUAUUUGGCAAUCAUGUUUUAAUUUUUCAAUUGGAACAAAGAGUAAAAAUCAAAGUAAUUCAGAAUUUAGUCACUAUAUGAUAGUCACAUUUACACAUCUUAGAAGGGAGCUAUGGCAAAAUAUACAAAUGGUAUGUGCAAGUCCAGUUUUAAUACAGGGUAUACUGUCAAAAGUGCAUUAUUUUAGUUUAUAAUUCAGCAUUAACAAGCAAGGAAUGAAAAUGCCUGCAUUUUCUUGGUUAUUUUACAAAGUGCAGUUUAUGGUUAUGGCUUUUGCCUAUUUGAGACAUUAGUAAUUUUGCAAUUUUUAAUAGAAAUGAUUUUAUUCACUUAAACCAAAGGAGAAUGGAGUUUUGAUAUUUUAUCCCAUUUUUUUCUUAUAUGUCAUGUUUUAAUGCCUCCAUUUCAGCUUAAUUGCCAUCAGUAAGGGGAAGGUAGUCUGUAACUCGGGUUCAGGUUACUAGGUUUUUGCCACAUUAUUCCAAGGGGAAACAGAGACAUGGUUAUUUUUGGCAUUCAUCUGCAACACCUAUCAUGAAUAAUUAACAAGGUCUUCAAACAAUACUGUAAUGUCUAUUCUGCCGGCACUGUACAAGUCUUGAAUUGGAGCGUGCUCUGCUACUCUGGUUUCACAAUUGUAUUGUAUUGUAUUUAUUUAGGAGAACAAAACAAAUGGGGCCCAACUGAGACUACAAGUUUGUUGUACAGUAUGUGUUGUGAAUCAAAACUGUCAUCGAUGAAACUUUUUGUCUAGUUUUUCUGUAUCACUGUAUUAUGAUGACUGGUCUAAGUAAAGUCACAGCAAAGUGAAGGUUCUGAUUUGCUUUCACUCUAGAGUGCUGCACGGUUGAAAGCUGGCACUUGUGCAGCAGUUGAAGUUGGCAGCCCAUUUGUCAGCGCCAGAUCAGAGCGUACCAGCACAUCAAUUAUGAAUGUUUUCUGUCCUGUUCAUGAAGCCGGUUACUGUGGCAACUGCUGAAAUGAGCACCUUGCUGGUGAAAUGGCACUGUUACCGGGAGCGCUCUGUCCUGGCAAUCUGCUCAGGUGGUACACAAAAGAUAAGUGUAAUCAAGCAGUAGCAAGGUGUUUGUGAAAUAUAUAUUAGGUUUAUCUGAAAUACAGCUGAUCACCAAGUAAGGCUUUAUCAGGAGACACUCCUACCUUUUUUUGUAGACAAUGUCACCAAAGUUUUUCACUGGACUCGUCACAAAAGUAGUUGUAAUAUGAUACCAGAAAGCAUUGUUCACAUGUGUCAUCUCUUCCUAUACAGAAGUUGUCCAUGUUACAGUAUUUGCCUACAUACCAGUUUCCAUAUGAAAAAUAUUACAGGGUCAUAUAAAUUGAUAUUCUUUUGAUCUUGCACUGCAUCUUACUGGCAAAUCUAAAUAGGAUGUUUAAUGGUGUUCUCUACAUGCUAGUGGCCAGCUUAAAAGGAUCAAGCAAAAUCUCAGCAGUGUUUUUUAGUCAUUUGAUCAAAUUGAAAAAGGCAGCGUGCAGUCAAGGGCUAAUAGGCUGAAUAUGUAAUUAUCUAUAGACUUCAUUCUGAUCUCAAAUUCCUGUGUGAAAUUACAAGAUCUGAGUCCAUGCAGGCUGGUCACUAAAUCACUUGAGGUCUCUUACUGUUUAUGCGUAUAUACAUGCAUGUAUGUAUAUAUGUAUGUACUUAUUAGUUUAGAGCAGUGUAAUUUAAACGUGGGUGUGUUGCCCAGAAAAAAAUUGUAAAGAAUGACAAUAUAUUGCUAUGUGGUGUUCAUGUUUUAUAAUCAGUUUAAUUAAUUUAUUGUGCAAUAUUUAAUUUAUUGAAAUUCGAGUCAGAAGAUAAAAAGUCAAAUCAGGUUAAAAUCUGACGUGCAAUUUUUGUGUCAUAAUAUUAUUGACAAUGUAGCAAACAUCAGUGUGUUAUUAUGUUGACGUAGAGCUGUUAUUUUUUAGAAGUUUUUGCUGCAUAUAAGAGCUUUGGCUGUUGGUAUAGAAUGGACAAAUUAUAAUAAAAAUGUGUUUCACACUCCCAGAAAUAGAGUAGACUUACAGUACAUUUGCCCUGUGCAAUCAUGGAUGUUAAAUUUCAGAGUCAUAUUAUGCAAAUACUAGAAUGAUAUGUAUUAUAUUGUGAAUUAAAAAGAGCAAUGA
Lingula anatina is the source of this 5295-nucleotide messenger RNA. Its product is annotated as one cut domain family member 2. Gene Ontology annotation, molecular function: RNA polymerase II cis-regulatory region sequence-specific DNA binding; DNA-binding transcription factor activity, RNA polymerase II-specific. Gene Ontology annotation, cellular component: nucleus. Gene Ontology annotation, biological process: regulation of transcription by RNA polymerase II. Lineage: Eukaryota; Metazoa; Brachiopoda; Lingulata; Lingulida; Lingulidae. The record is from RefSeq and is a predicted model, not a curated record.